AGGCUUGGGGCCGCUCGCACUGCCCCAGACCGGUCAGGCUACUGCAUGCCUACAUCUGCACGGGGGAGCGAUCAGGACAGCCGGGGAUCCAGGGCCCACCGGGCCUGAUCCUGAGAGCGGCGGCUGCGGCUGCUGUUGCUAAGGGAGGGGACGCGCGGGGUAGCGCGACCCGAAAGGCAGAGGCACAGAGUGCGCCGUACCAGGGCGCCCCCUCCUCGGGACCCUCCCCGCGCUGCGCGCCGGUCGUGAAGGUGCCGCGAGAUCAGACCCCACCCCGGAGCAAGCCCCAAGGAGCGGUCGCAACCCCGGAGCGCCCCUGGGAUUCUUUUAUUUGCGAUUAGCCUUUCAUCGCUGGGACCUUCUCAAGGGGCCCGCUUGCUGCAGCCAUCUCCAAGCGCCUAGGAAGGAGGACCCUAGUUCGGGGAAGUCCCGGCCUCAGAAGUCGCAUCAAGGAUUAUAGGCGCCCGGCGGACCCCAGCCCCCCAGCGCGUGCCGGGGAUGGAGCCGCAGCCCGGCGGUGCCCGGAGCUGCAGGCGCGGGGCCCCCGGCGGCGCCUGCGAACUGGGCCCGGCGCCCGAGACGGCGCCCAUAAACCUGGCGAUCCACAGCACCACCGGAACCCGCUAUGACCUGUCGGUGCCGCCUGAUGAGACGGUGGAGGGGCUGCGCAAGCGGCUGUCCCAGCGCCUCAAAGUGCCCAAGGAGCGUCUGGCGUUGCUCCACAAAGACACCCGGCUCAGUUCUGGGAAGCUGCUGGAGUUCGGCGUGGGGGAUGGCAGUAAGCUGACGUUGGUGCCCACCGUGGAAGCGGGCCUCAUGUCCCAGGCCUCAAGGCCGGAGCAGUCUGUCAUGCAAGCCCUUGAGAGUUUGACAGAAACCCAGCCCCCAGCAGCGCCUGGGCCAGGCCGGGCUGGCGGAGAAGGCUUCCGGAAAUACAGAUUCAUUUUAUUUAAGCAUCCGUGGUGGCACCGACAGGGACCCCAGAGCCCAGAGAGGGGCGGCGAGAGGCCCCAGGUCAGUGACUUCUUGUCCGGCCGCUCACCAUUGACCCUGGCUUUGCGUGUUGGGGACCACAUGAUGUUCGUUCAGCUGCAGCUUGCCGCUCAGCACGCCCCACUACAGCACCGCCAUGUGCUGGCUGCUGCAGCCGCUGCAGCCACUGCCACCCGAGGAGAGUCCAGCAUAGCCACCCCCGUGUCCUCGACCUGCCGGCCGUUGUCUACUGCUGCCCGCGUUCCCCCAGUGCCCACUAGCCCUUCCGCAUCUGCCUCACCUGUCACAGCUGGUUCCUUCCGAUCCCAUGCAGCCUCCACAACCUGCCCUGAGAUGGAUUGCUCACCACCUGCCAGCAGCAGUGUCAGCCCUGGAGCCAGCACCCCUUCAACCCCUGGGAGCAGUCCUACCCCCCGCUCCCGAAAACCCGGCGCUGUCAUUGAGAGCUUCGUCAACCAUGCCCCGGGGGUCUUCUCAGGGACCUUCUCUGGCACACUGCACCCAAACUGUCAGGACAGCAGUGGGCGGCCACGCCGCGACAUCGGCACAAUUCUCCAGAUCCUCAAUGACCUCCUGAGUGCCACGAGGCACUACCAGGGCAUGCCCCCCUCGCUGACCCAGCUCCGUUGCCACGCUCAGUGCUCGCCCGCCUCGCCACCCCCUGACCUCAACCCCAAAACUACCUCCUGCGACAAGCUGGCGGCUGCACCACCAGCCUCCCUGCUGCAAGGCCAGAGCCAGAUACGCAUGUGCAAGCCCCCUGGGGAUCGGCUGCGUCAGACAGAGAACCGGGCCACGCGCUGCAAGGUGGAGCGGCUUCAGCUCUUGCUGCAGCAGAAGCGCCUGCGCAGGAAGGCCCGUCGGGACGCCCGUGGCCCCUACCAUUGGCCACCAAGCCGGAAGGCUGGCCGAAGCGACAGCAGUAGCAGUGGAGGAGGCAGCAGCCCCAGUGAGGCCUCUGGCUUGGGCCUUGACUUCGAGGACUCUGUUUGGAAGCCAGAAGUGAACCCUGACCUCCAGUCUGAGUUCGUGGUGGCUUAAGAUCCGGCACACUCACUCACCCCUUCUCAAGCUUUGGCCCAAGGUGGACAUGUGCUGCGUCGGGUUGCCACCACCAAGACAUCGCACAUGGCCCAGUGCCACGGCCCAACUCUGGAGGGCAGGUGGUCACCUCCCUCCUGACCCACCUACCAGCCUUUUUCUUUUUUAAAUUCUCACCCUGGUGGUA
Molecule: messenger RNA, 2221 nt
Organism: Octodon degus (degu)
Lineage: Eukaryota; Metazoa; Chordata; Mammalia; Rodentia; Octodontidae
Gene: Midn
Product: midnolin
Exons: 9
Coding region: 499-2034 (511 amino acids)
Cellular component (GO): nucleus
Molecular function (GO): protein binding
Source: RefSeq, a predicted model, not a curated record